AUGCAGCUCACUUCGCUCGUCUCCUUCGUGGCACUAGCCACCGUCGUCUCCGCUGUGCCCGCUAAGGAGCGCGUCGGUACGAUCAUCCCCUUGACCAAGCGUUCGACUUUGGUCGAUCAGGACGGCGUGGUCAAUAUCAAGUCUUUGCGAAAUCAGAUCUUAAGGGCCAGCAGUAAAUUGAACCGUGGGUUCGCGGCUUUCGAGAAGAACACGGGGAGCUUCCACCCCAACGAUGUUAGGAAUAUCACCAAGCGGGCCACGGGUGCCGACCCAUUGACGGAUGACCAAGAGGCUCUUUGGCAAGGUGCCAUCUCCGUGGGCACUCCAGCGAAGACGUUCACAGUGGACUUCGACACAGGUAGUAGCGAUCUCUUCCUUCCGGCCUCCAAUUGCGCCGUCAACUGCGCAGGCCACACCUUGUGGACCACCGGUGCAAGCUCCACCUCUAGAAAUGCCGGACGGAGUUUCAGCCUUGCAUUCGGCGAUGGCUCAACUGUAUCGGGGACUGUUUUCUCUGACACCGUGACGGUCGCUGGAUUGACGGCAACUUCGCAAGCCGUAGGCGCGGCCACACGCUACUCCACCGGCUUUGCUAAGGCUGAAUUCCCUCCCGAUGGCCUCAUGGGCAUGGCAUUCCCGCAGAUAUCAGAAUUUGGAGCAAACCCAGUCUUCCAGACAUUGGUUGCACAAGGGAAGACUACUGUGUCUGAAUUUGCAUUUAAACUGGCUACUUCUGGCUCUGAGUUAUUCCUGGGCGGUGUCAAUAACAACCUGUUCACGGGAGCGUUCACGCAGAACCGUGUGACAGCAGUGGGCUUCUGGCAAAUUGCUCUCGGGUCUGCCAAUGUCAACGGCACUCCUCGAGUGACUGGAGGACAAGCGAUUGUCGACACCGGCACCACCCUGCUGCUUGGACCACAGAACGCUGUCACCCAGUUCUACGCAGCCAUCCCUGGCGCGCGCGAUGCAACAAACACCGUAGGGUCCGGGUUCUUUACAUUCCCUUGCAACAGUCUUCCCCCCCUCAGUUUGACCUUGGGUGGUCGGGCUUUCCCCAUUUCGGCGGCCAGUUUCAACCUAGGUCAACUUUCAGCCGGAUCGACCACAUGCGUGGGCGGCGUGGCUGCCGUUGACUUCGACAACAUGUGGAUCCUCGGCGAUGUAUUCUUGGAGAAUGUUUAUACCGUAUUCAACACAGCAACGCAACAAGUUGGGUUUGCCACUCUCAGAUGA
Messenger RNA from Pleurotus ostreatus (oyster mushroom), 1233 nucleotides. RefSeq lists its product as uncharacterized. Gene Ontology annotation, biological process: proteolysis. Lineage: Eukaryota; Fungi; Basidiomycota; Agaricomycetes; Agaricales; Pleurotaceae. The transcript is spliced from 9 exons. Gene Ontology annotation, molecular function: aspartic-type endopeptidase activity. The record is from RefSeq and is a predicted model, not a curated record. The coding region runs from base 1 to 1233 and encodes 410 amino acids.